AGUGCUGCUAAAACCCUAAAGUAACCAUUUUUAACGGCUUCUCCUUCUUCUCCAACUCGUGCAUGCUGAUACACAUCAGAAACUCUCGAAAGAUCUCAUCUUUAGCUCGUCAUGCUCUUCAUUCUCCUAAUGCCUACUCCUCCCUAUCUUCCCAGCUUCCCCAGGAAGAGGCGGCGGCGGCGGCUCGUGAAGUCGCAUCACUACUAAAAACCCCAAAUUGGGAGAAAAACACCACUCUCAAAUCCCUAGCUUCCCACAUGAACCCACACAUCGCUUCACAAGUAAUCUCCCUUCACAGCAACCAAACCAACACUUGCCUCCGCUUCUUCACAUGGGUCUCCAAACACUCCUCCUACUGCUUCUCCCCAAAUCAAAAAACCCACCUCCUGAAACUCAUCGUCUCUUCAGGUCUCUACCAAAUCGCGCAUAGUGUCAUCCUCGCGUUGAUCAGAGAGUUCAACAAACACGAGAGAGAGAUGUUAAAACUAAUGAGCUGUUUUGAUCAAUUGAGAGACGAGGCUGGGUUCAGAUUAAACUACCCUUGUUACAGCUCUCUUUUAAUGUCUUUAGCUAAGCUUGACUUAGGCCUCUUGGCUUACUCGACUUAUAAAAGAAUGGAAGCUGACGGCUUUCUCCCUGGGGAGAUUGAUUACAGAACAAUCGUCAACGCUCUCUGCAAGAACGGCUUCACUGAAUCAGCUGAGAUGUUUAUGUGCAGGAUUUUGAAAAUCGGGUUUGUGUUAGACUCUCAUAUAUGCACUUCUUUGGUUCUUGGCUUUUGCCGUGUGUUGAAUCUUGGAGAAGCUCUAAGAGUGUUUAACGUCAUGUCUAGAGAGGAAGUUUCUGAACCAAACUCUGUUACUUACUCUAAUUUGAUUCACGGGUUGUGUGAAGUAGGGAGACUUAACGAAGCUUUUGUGUUUAAAGAACAAAUGGGUAAGAAAGGUUGUGAGCCGAGCACACGGACCAAUACUGUGCUUAUUAAAGCGUUGUGUGAUGAGGGUUUGGUUGAGAAAGGUUUUACCUUGUUUGAUGAAAUGAGGACUAAAGGGUGUAAGGCGAAUGUUCACACGUAUACGGUUUUGAUCGAUGGGUUGUGUAGAGAGGGGAAGGUUGAAGAGGCUAAUGGUGUUUAUCGAAAGAUGUGUGAGGACGGGGUGUACCCUAGCGUGGUGACUUACAACGCGUUGAUUAAUGGUUACUGUAAAGAUGGGAGGAUCGUUCAGGCUUUUGAGGUUCUUGCUGUGAUGGAGAAGAGGGGUUGUAGGCCUAAUGUGAGAAGUUUUAAUGAGCUUAUGGGAGGGUUGUGUAGAGUUGGGAAACCGUUUAAAGCUGUGUAUUUGUUGAAGAGAAUGGUUGGUGAUGGUUUGGCGCCUGAUGUUGUGAGCUAUAACGUUUUGAUCGAUGGGGUUUGUAGAGAAGGGUUUAUGAAUGUGGCGUACAAGCUUCUUGGUUCGAUGAGUUCUUUUGACGUUGAGCCUGAUUGUGUAACGUUCACGGGUAUGAUAGAUGGUUUGUGCAAGCAAGGGAAGGUUGAUGUAGCGAGUUCGUUCUUAAGUUUGAUGGUGAGAAAAGGGAUAAAGGUAGAUGAAGUUACUUGUACAGUUCUUAUUGAUGGUUUCUGUAAACUCGGUAAAACUAAGGACGCGUUGUUUAUUGUUGAGACGUUGUGUAAGAUGAGACUGUUGACUACUCCUCACUCCUUGAACGUGCUUCUCGACGUGCUGAGUAAAGGCUGUAAAGUGAAAGAGGAGUUAGCGAUGUUUGGGAAGAUUAAUAAGCUUGGUUUAGUUCCUUCUGUGGUGACCUACACAACACUUGUUGAGGGGCUGAUUCGUUCAGGCGAUGUUAGCGGUUCAUUGAGGAUGCUGGAAGCGAUGAAGUCGAGUGGCUGUUUGCCGAAUGUUUAUCCUUACACGAUCAUCAUCAACGGUCUUUGCCGAUUUGGAAGAGUGGAGGAAGCAGAGAAGCUUCUUGCUACUAUGCGAGAUUCAGGAGUUUCUCCGAAUCAUGUUACUUAUACUGUAAUGGUGAAAGGAUAUGUGGAUAACGGAAAGCUAGACCGUGCUCUAGAGACCGUUAGUGUUAUGGUUGCAAGAGGAUAUGAACUUAACGAGCGUGUCUAUUCAUCUCUGCUACAUGGACUUGCGUUAUCUCAGAACAAGCUAAUAUCAAUGGUUGAAGAGCUAGGUGGAUCAACACGCGGAGUAUAUGGUUUCGUUGUCACACGUCUAUGCAAAGAAGGAAGAAUAGAUGAGUCCAACGAACUGAUCCAAACUAUGCUCAAGAUAGGUGUUUAUAAUGAGAAGGCGAUAGACACUGUCAUAGAAUCUUACUGUGGCAGGAAGGAACAGAGCAAGUGUGUGGAGCUGAUCACACUUGUUCUUGGAACCGGGUUCGUCCCGAGUUUCAGAUCCUUCUGCUUAGUGAUUCAAGGUUUGAAGAAGGAAGGAGAGAGUGAGCAGGCGCGUGAGCUGGUAAUGGAGCUUCUGAGAUCAAGUGGGGUUGUAGAGAAGAGUAGAAUGUUGGAUUAUGUUGAGUGUUUGAUGGAAGGAGAUGGUACUGGUGAUUGCAGUGAAGUUAUUGAUCAGUUGCACUUCAAAGAAAGACCUAUCUUCUAAGUGUUACACUUUUAGAUUUUUGUAUAGCCAUUUUUGGAAAAUUCUUAAUCUUUUGAUUCCCAGUGUUAAAAGAGAACUGAUUCAUUCUACUUUUGGUCAAUGAUAAUGACUGAUGAUGGGCUAAGCCCAAAUAUCACUUAAAGCCCAUUCUUGGAUUUUUUCUCAUUAUAAAUAAUUUUUUCCCAGCUUCGGACCAAAGUUUCUGCUUUCUUGGUCGGGGAAUUGAGAGAGAGAGAGAGUCUUCUUCUUGUUCAAGAACAGACCCAUAUAUACAAAUAAUACCCGUGAUUUUUUAAAAAGAGAGCAUUACAGAUACAUACAUAGAAGGUAUAUAUAUACACAUACCCAUAUGCUAACACAUGGGGAUUUAGAGAGAGAGAGAGAGGAGAGAUAAUUUUCACUUUCUUCAUUGUAUUUUCUCUUCUCUCUCUUUUCUGAGAUCUUCCAAUCUCUCUCUAUCUAUCUCUCUGCUGUCUUGUAUAUGAUUAUCAAAUUAAGAAAGAAAAAAAUAUUUAAAACUGUUUCAAUAAGAAGUACGCUGAUUUUUCUAUUUUCCGACAAGCUGAAAAAACCUUUCUUUCUAAAGUGAAGUUUCGUGUUUUUUUUUUGUCUGAAAAUUUGAUCCGACAGCUCUUUUUGCUAUCUGGGUUCCCUUAAAGGUUUAGCCUUUCGUACUUCCACCUGCGCCAAUUGCACUUGGCGAUCGUCAAGGUUGGAUCGUCCGUCCCUUGGAGAUUAAACACUGAUCGAAUUGGGUUUCUUCACAUUCAAUAAAGAGGCCAACUUGUUGGCGGCUGCCUGCUGAUAAAAGGUUAGCGACGGUUCCACGGUCAAGAUAGGAUUGAAGUGGUUUUAUAGAAAGUUUUGGAGUGAUUUUGGUUGAUAUGGUGGGCUGGAUCAUAGUCUCUGAUCUGGUCAGGUGCUACUGGGAUAAAAGGAUCGAGAAAGUAACGAGAAGAGUGGUUUAAAGUAUAUACCACUUUAAGGAACGUGAGGAAGAAGUGACAUGUCUCGUUGCUUUCCAUUUCCACCUCCAGGAUAUGAGAAGAAGAUUAGAACCGAUGAAGCAGACUCUUUGAUAAAGG
Molecule: messenger RNA, 3706 nt
Organism: Brassica napus (rape)
Lineage: Eukaryota; Viridiplantae; Streptophyta; Magnoliopsida; Brassicales; Brassicaceae
Product: pentatricopeptide repeat-containing protein At3g07290, mitochondrial-like
Exons: 3
Coding region: 63-2621 (852 amino acids)
Molecular function (GO): protein binding
Source: RefSeq, a predicted model, not a curated record